AAAAUUUACUAGUUUCAACAAGUAUAAUUUGUAAUAGAAUAUCUAUUUGAAUUUAAUUACUAAAUACAUUAAUAGUUUUGUCUGUUUUCAUAGUUAAAAGUUCUGUUCAUUCUAUAAGAAAAAAGUGCUAUACACCUCAAGCUGCUCAAUAUAUAUUGUUAAAUUUAACUUUGUUUCUUUUAAAUAUCUAUCAUGGAUUGGAUGUAUGAUGGUACACAAGUACAGAAAGACGAUUAUCUUUUGGGGAAGAAAAUAGACAAAAAAUUUGGUGAAAGCACAGAUAAUGAUUCAAUUUUACCACCAAAAAUAUGCGCAACAGAUAAAUUUUCUCAAGUAGAUUUGACAAAAAAAAUUUUAGAAGAUCCAUUAGUGAAUAUAAAAAAACGUGAAAUUGAAGUUACACAAAAAAUUCUUCAAAAUCCAAUGCGCUUGAAAAAACAACAAAAUAUUCAAAAAGAAAAACAUACCAUUGAUGAUCAUCAGCUAGAUAUGAUAUUAGUUAGCCGUUUGAAAUCAUACGAAAAAGCUGGAUUAGAUCUUGCAAAAAUACUGUCAAUUACGAAACAUAAAGAAAAAAAAGAACAUAAAAGAAAACACAAAACAGAAAAGUCUAGUUCUGAAGAAGAUGAAAAAAAUGCCAAUCGUGAAAAAUUAACAAACAAGAAAAAAAGACAUAUGCAAAGGUCUGGUAGUUUUGAACGAGAGAACAAGCAAAAAGAAAAAAAAAAAAGGGAAAGAAAGACAUCAAUUUCAUCUUCAGAUGAUAAAGAUUCUUCUAAGAAAAAUAAAUUAACAAAAGAAUAUAAACAUCAUAAGAAUGAUAACCAAAAAAAUAAAGAUCAACAUAGAAAACAUAGAUUAGUAAGUACAGAUAAUAGAGACAAUAAUUUUCAAGAUUAUAAAAAUAAAAGAAAUGAACGUAACAGAUCUAUUUCAGAAGAAAAUUAUGAACAAAAUGAUAAGAUUUCAAAAAAUAAAUUUAAAAAUAAUCAUUAUGACAAUGGCGAUAAUAAAAAGUAUGGCAAUGAUAUGAAAAAAUAUGGAAAAUACAAAGAGCAAGAAUCUAAAAGUAGAGAAAAAAGACAUGAUAAUAAAAAGAAACAAACAUUAAGUUCAGACAGAGAACUGGAACGGAAAAAACCAAAUAAUACUACUGAACAUGGAAAACAUAGUUCUAAAGUUAAUGACAACUACCACAGAUCAAACAGUUCUGAUAAAGAAUACGAGUCAAAGGUUUCUAAAGAUUCAAUAAACAGGCAUAAACAUCAUAAAAAUUUGAAUAGUCGAAGAAGUAGAUCAUUAGAGAGUCUUCCAAAAAGGAACAAACAUCACAAAACAAAUGAAAUUAAAAAAGGUAAACAUCGACAAAAGUCCAGUUGUUCAUCUAGUUCAGAUGACGAAAGAAAAAAUAAUAGUGCAGUAAAGCAGAUCUCCAAACAUCGACAUAGUCCAGAAUUUCAAUCAGAUAGUGAUAAAGAUGAAGACAAAGGAAACAAGAACUAUGGAUUAUAUGUUCCUAAUGGUAAAAUUGUAAGAAAAUCAUCUUUUAGUCCGACACCUAUAAAAGAAAAAAAAAAUUCAAAUACAGUUCGACCCAAAUCACCAAUUGCUAAGAAAAGGAAAUUGACUGAAAAAGAAAUGGAGGAAAUGAGAUUAGAAAUGAUGGAAAAUGCCAAAAUUAGAGAUAAAGAACGUUCUUCUAAUGUAAAACGUUAUAGAAAAGAAGAUAAAAAAGAGGAAGAAAAACAAAAACCAUAUAAUAAAGAGUUUUUAAUUAAACAAUUGGCACAUGCAGCAUCACAAGUCAGUGUUGAAAGAAGUAUCAAGUCAAAUGUCAAUAAACUACAAAAGAAUAGUAAUAGUAUUGCUGAUUAAUCUUGUAUAUUUCAGUAUUUGUAUAUAAAGUAUCAAUACU
Messenger RNA from Melanaphis sacchari, 1915 nucleotides. RefSeq names its product pre-mRNA-splicing factor CWC25 homolog. Lineage: Eukaryota; Metazoa; Arthropoda; Insecta; Hemiptera; Aphididae. Gene Ontology annotation, cellular component: U2-type spliceosomal complex. The coding region runs from base 193 to 1875 and encodes 560 amino acids. Gene Ontology annotation, biological process: mRNA splicing, via spliceosome. The transcript is spliced from 5 exons. The record is from RefSeq and is a predicted model, not a curated record.